AUGUCGCCGUCCAAGGAUGAUGGAGGGCCGCAGCUGACGUUUAAGAGGCUACAUCCAACCUUCGGUGUAGAGGUCGAGGGCAUGGACUGGACGCAGUCACCGGUACCAAAGACACUUCUGGACGAAAUAAUAACAGCCAUCAAUCGAGAAGGUGUUCUGGUGUUUCGCAACGCCAACUUGAACAACGAGGAACAUGUGGCAUUCUCUCAACAGCUCGCAGGCCAUCAAGAUCUCUACGACGUCAAAGCCCACAUCAAAGCUGGCAGAGCUAUGCGCUUUCCCGAGCAGCCAGAGAUCUUCGAUGUAUCAAAUCUAGACAACAACGGCAAUAUUGUGACGGAAGCGGAUCCGAUGCGCAAGGAAGGCAACAAAGGCAACUUCCUGUGGCAUGCUGAUAUGGCAUACAAUCCACACCGAGCGCUCUACUCCUUGCUACGAGCAGUAGAACUACCGCCGAAAAGCAGUGGUGGCGAGACACAAUAUCUAGACUCCCGAACAGCGUGCGAAGAGCUUCCGGAAGAUCUAAAGAAAGAGAUCAACGGCCUCAUUACCCACAACUCGUUAAUGCAUAAUCGUAAGCUCGGCUCCCCAGAAUACUUCAAAUCUGUCGAACCACUCGACGCUCCGAUGGCGAAAUAUCAGCUGGUCACACCUCACGAAGGAUCUGGUCGUGACAACCUCUAUCUAACAACUUAUGCACAUCAUCUGGAUGGCCGGUCAUGGGAAGACAGCAAACCCCUGUUCGACCGCUUGUGGAAUCAUUUGACACAAGAAAAGUAUGUUCUGACUGUUUAUUGGGAGAACAACGGAGAUUUGGUGAUGUGGGACAAUACAGCUACCCUCCAUCGAGCAACUGACACAGGUAGCUAUGGUGGCAAGUAUGUCCGUGACAUGCGUCGAACAACAACCAAAGACACCAGUAGAUAUCGUUUUGGUGAGAAUGAGGAUCAUUCCUGGGAGGCGGGAAUCUCGAAGGUAAAGACAGAAGGGGAACAUUGA
Messenger RNA from Zasmidium cellare ATCC 36951, 999 nucleotides. RefSeq lists its product as uncharacterized. Gene Ontology annotation, molecular function: oxidoreductase activity. The record is from RefSeq and is a predicted model, not a curated record. The transcript has 2 exons. Bases 1 to 999 code for a protein of 332 amino acids. NCBI's taxonomy places the organism in Eukaryota, Fungi, Ascomycota, Dothideomycetes, Mycosphaerellales, Mycosphaerellaceae.